Messenger RNA from Punica granatum (pomegranate), 912 nucleotides. Lineage: Eukaryota; Viridiplantae; Streptophyta; Magnoliopsida; Myrtales; Lythraceae. The record is from RefSeq and is a predicted model, not a curated record.
UUAGUCUCAUCUUAUAAAGGAAUUUCUGCACCUUGAAGCGAUAGUAGCUAAUUGCCAUUUUUGUUGCAGAGAGUUCUCAACCUCCCGAGGCGAUAAACAUCUGGGACUCGGCAGUACCACAGGCGUCAAUUACCAGUUUUAAAGCAGGGUAUGAGCAGGGUAUUCUGAUGCGGUACAGUGGUGAUAUUAACGGUGAAGCAACUGCCGUCGUUGAAGAUAACCAAGUGACGACACUGGUGGAGAGAAGAACAACGAGGCGUUGCACCAGGUCGGAAGAUCGGAAUGGAAGCAGGUCAGAAUUGCUAUCGAGGGAGACUAUCUCGGAGUACUUCUAUAUGCCCAUUACUCGGGCAGCAAAGGAGCUCAACAUAGGGCUUACCCUAUUAAAGAAGAGGUGCAGGGAAUUGGGCAUCCGUCGGUGGCCCCAUCGGAAACUGAUGAGCCUACAGACCCUCAUAAAAAAUGUCAAGGAAAUGGAAGGUGGAGAAGGCAAUGAAGGGAAAAUGAAGGAGGUGGUGACCAUAUUGGAGAGGGAAAAGAAGCUGAUGGAAGAGCUGCCCGACUUAGACCUUGAAGACAAGACCAAGAGGCUGAGGCAGGCUUGCUUCAAAGCCAAUUACAAGAAGAGGAAGCUAGUGGCAAUCACUUAUUCAGGAUCUUCCAACAGCAGCUCCAGAGCUCGAGAAGGAGAAGAAGACGAAGACGAGAUGAGAGCCCUGUCAUCCUUCGAUAAUGAUUUGAUUUGAUGUUUUAGGUCUCAUACCAGUAGUCUCGACUCGGUUCUAGUUUCUUUUUGUUAGUCCUUAGGAUGUUAAUACACAGUAUGCUCUGUCCGUCUGUAAAUAUAAACUGGGGCAUGUACAUUGUUCCUGGUGGGUGACUGUUUCAUGCGUUAAUAUCCAAAAAAUAGGA